UCGUUCUCUUCUUCUCCCCCUUCCUCUCUCUGCUCUCACCUUCUCAUUUUCUCUCGCUCUCUCUGAUUUUCUCGGAAAAUUUCAAUUUUCCGGGAAAGUUCAUCUUUCACCAGAAAAGCUAGAAUCGCCAAAUCGGUUGCCAUUUCAAGGAAAUCCAAGCUGUUGUUGCUGGGUUGGUCUCUGUGAAGCUUUGUGAGAUUUCUGUGGCUGGAUUGGCUCUGAUUUGGCUUGACUGCAAUGGAGAUGAAGGAUCAAGUUGAAGGCCCACGGUCUACCAUAUAUGGCACAGCUAGUAACUUCCCUUCCAAUGGUGGAACGCAAUCUGAUAAUGUUGCAAAGUUGCCAGAUACACCUGCUGGAAAUAGCCUUGCUCCCAAGGCGAGGAAACCCUAUACCAUUACUAAACAAAGGGAGAAAUGGACAGAGGAAGAGCAUCAAAAGUUCCUUGAAGCUUUGAAAUUGUAUGGUCGUGGCUGGCGUCAAAUUGAAGAGCAUAUAGGUAGCAAAACUGCUGUUCAGAUUCGAAGCCAUGCUCAGAAGUUUUUCUCUAAGGUUGUGCGAGAAUCUGAUGGAAGUGCUGAAAGUUCUAUUCAGCCUAUUGCAAUACCUCCUCCUCGGCCGAAGAGGAAGCCUCUCCAUCCAUAUCCCCGGAAAUCAGCUGAUUCUUUCAAAGGACAGACCGUUCCAAAUGAACCAGAAAAAUCUCCAUCUGCAAACUUGUCAGGUGGAGAGAAAGAGACCCAAUCUCCAACCUCUGUGCUAUCUGCCUUUGGUUCUGAAGCAUUUGGGUCCGCAUUUUCUGAGCAGACUAAUAGAUGUCUUUCACCAAAUUCUUGCACAACUGAUAUCCAUUCAAUGAGCUUGUCACCUGCUGAAAAGGAUAAUGAUUGCAUGACAUCGAAACCAGCUGAGGUGGAAGAGAAAGGAUCUCUAGCUUCAGUCAAUUUAACCACUGGUUUGAACCCACUCAUGUGCAUGAAGUCCGAGAUUGGUGCUGAGGAAACUGAAGGUCUCAAAGAAGAUGCUACCAAUAUGCCACCCAUCUCUAGUAGUAUCAAGCUUUUUGGAAGAACAGUCUCUAUGGUUGGUAAUCUAAUGUCAAUGAAGGUAGAUGAUGAGAAUAUCAAGCCAGAAACUAUUGAAAUGGAUGAUGUUGAGAAUGUAAAGGUUGGCCAAGUAGGGGCAUCUGAGCCACUAGAUACACAAUUAUCACUAGGCCUGUCUUGCGGUAAACUGACCAGCAUAGAACACCCGAAGGAGAACCUGUGCUCGAGUGAAGAUGAUCCUGAUUCAUCUUUACCAUCAUUGAGUUUGUACCAAGGCCUUUCUGCAUUCAACCUCAGGCCAUGCAAUCAUGAAAUCUUAAAUCCUAUGCCUCUUAGGCCGUGUUUGAAGGUAAGAGCAAGAGAGGAGGAAAGUUCUUGCACUGGUUCCAAUACUGAAUCAGUUGGAAAGAAUUCUGAUACUGUUGAUUCUAAACUUCAAAAGUAUCAUGAGGAUGGAGUAGCACCCCAGAAGUCUGGAAGGGGGUUUGUACCAUAUAAAAGAUGUUUAGCUGAAAGAGAUGCAAAUUCUUUAAUUGUUGGCUUGGAAGAGAGGGAGGGACAACGAGCUCGGUUGUGCUCAUAAAUAUUACACAGCAUGUUUGGAAAUCCUUCUACAAUUGAUUCUACAGCUAAUUUGAGGAAAAGCUUCUGUGAGACAGUAGCUUCUGACUGAGUGUCAAAAUUGAUUUCGAGGAAAAAGAAGCAUGUUCAUAACCUUGCAUGUUUACACGAUUCCUGGUGUUUAGGAGAAAAGAAAGAAAAAAAGAGAUGGUGAGCACAACCGAGCUGAUUUAGGUAGCUGUGAUCUAAUUGUCUAUUUGACAAGUAUCUGAUUUCCGAUUCUUUUUCCAAGGUCUCCACCCAAUCUUUGUAAUCUUUUCCACAUGAAUACACUUUGGUCUCCAAUAAUUUAAGGGCUGUUGGCAUUGUUUUGCUGUAUCA
This is a messenger RNA of Lotus japonicus, 1988 nucleotides long. Its product is annotated as protein REVEILLE 7-like. The record is from RefSeq and is a predicted model, not a curated record. Lineage: Eukaryota; Viridiplantae; Streptophyta; Magnoliopsida; Fabales; Fabaceae. The transcript is spliced from 7 exons. Gene Ontology annotation, molecular function: DNA binding. Bases 238 to 1629 code for a protein of 463 amino acids.